GAGAAUGAAAGUUUUUAUUAUUAUAUUUUUCCUCUUGAUUUUAACGUCAAAUGGAACAAGUUUUGGUAGAAAAAAAUCUAAAUGUCGAAAGGACAGUGAGAAAACUUUAAGUAAAAACGAUGAGAACUUAACAGUCGAUUAUUAUUAUAAUUGUGACCCAACAGAAUUUGGAAUAGUACAAAAGAUUCCGUAUUUGCGUUCUUGUUCGACAUGUGACACUAUAGAAAUCAAUUUCUCUUCCGCUUGUAUCAGAUGUGGAAUGUGCCUUGCCAUUGCUGAUAAGAUAAAUCAAACGCUAUUAGAUGUACACGAAGUGCUACCUAAUGCAUGUUUUAACGAUACCGAAAUUGAGCUUCUUUUGAGAACCAUAUGUGAUCAUUCUUUUCAAUACUAUGGUCUUCACGAAGUAAAUGGAAGAAGAUAUAUUUCUGAUAAAUUACCAGGUUCUGUUAUAGUGAGUACUACUGCUGAUGGACUUUGGGGAAAAAGAUUAAGCGAUCUUUGUCAUUAUUAUCUUGAUGAAAUCGGUGAAAUAUCAUUGUACAAGCAGUGGCAACAGUGGUACGAUGAUGAUGAAAAAAAUGAUGAUUUAUAUAACAUCAUGUGUCGAAAUAUACAUGGUCUAUUACGAGAUUGUAAGAGUAUGGAAAAUAUUGAGAAAUACGAAUAUCCAUGUAAAACUUUCAAUGCUAAAGUAAAAAUCUCUGCAACUUUCGACAGAUAUGGUUAUCGAAGUUAAUAUUAUCCAUCGCGUAAUAAACUAAACGACA
This is a messenger RNA of Apis florea (little honeybee), 770 nucleotides long. RefSeq names its product marginal zone B- and B1-cell-specific protein. The record is from RefSeq and is a predicted model, not a curated record. NCBI's taxonomy places the organism in Eukaryota, Metazoa, Arthropoda, Insecta, Hymenoptera, Apidae.